AUGGCGUAUUCAAAAGACCUUCGUUGGCGUGCUAUCGUACUUUUCUUUGUCUACAACAUUGACAUGACUCAGAUCGCCCACGUCCUGGGAGCGUCCAUACGGUCCAUCAAGCGCUGGAAACUUCUUUUUCGGAAAUAUGGUCUGGCCACUCGCUCAAAACGGGAGAAACGAGCGUCACGCUGGCCUGUGGCGGUUUGCGACUUUGUACUAAAAAAAAAGUACCUGGAGGACCACCCGUGUUUUUAUCUCGAAGAACUCCAAGACACGCUACAGUAUAAGUUCGGGAAUAUCAAGUUGUCAACAGCUACAAUUUGUAUGGCGCUUCGCUUCGAUCUGGGGCUGUGCACGCGAGGCUAA
Messenger RNA from Phytophthora nicotianae INRA-310, 357 nucleotides. RefSeq lists its product as hypothetical. Lineage: Eukaryota; Oomycota; Peronosporomycetes; Peronosporales; Peronosporaceae. The transcript has a single exon. The coding region runs from base 1 to 357 and encodes 118 amino acids. The record is from RefSeq and is a predicted model, not a curated record.